CAUUGACUCCAAUCCAAUCCAUCUCUAGUCUUCCAGGUCUUCCCAAACUGUUUCUUCUAUCCAAAAUGGGUAUCUCUUCGUUGACCACGUUUCUGCUCUCCUCCACAUUGUUCCUUCAAGCCCUUGCCGCGCCUGCUAAUGCCGGCCCAACGGUCACAAUCGCCUCCGGCGUCGUGAUUGGCACCACGGCCCAACCAGCAUCAGCAACCGGAACCGCCAAUGCGUACAUGGGAAUUCCGUUUGCCAAGUCUCCCCCGGAACGGUUCUCUCCCCCCCAGGCCGCGGAUGCAUGGUCGUCUCCACUGUCGGCUCAAGCUUUCAAGCCGGCUUGUAUCCAACAGUUCUUAGAGCAAGGUAAUGCUCGUACGUUGCAAAAGGCCUACUUCGGAAACCCGGCUGGGUCUCUUACAGAUGAGAGUGAGGACUGCUUGUACCUCAACGUCUUCACUCCUACGGGUGCAACGUCUACCAGCAAGAAGGCUGUGAUGUUCUGGUUGUUUCCUGGCAACCUUCAGUUUGGAACUGCCAGUCUGCCUAUUUACGAUGGAAGCUCGCUUGCCGUCUCUCAAGAUGUCGUGGUGGUCACGAUCAACUACCGUACCAACAUCUUCGGCUUCUCCAACUCCCCUGAUAUUGCAACUGGCUCACAGAACUCUGGAUAUCUUGACCAGCGCUUCGCUCUUCAAUGGGUUCAAGCCAACAUUGCUCAAUUCGGCGGCGACCCCUCGCGCGUCACUAUCUUCGGGGAGUCUGCCGGUGGUGAAUCUGUGAAGCAGCUCCUCGCAAACCCGCCCAGCCCACUGCCCUUCUCGGCUGCCAUUAUGGAGUCACAGCAGUCUCUCCUCAUAGGGUCCGGCUCCGACAGCUACGCCAAGGUGCUGAAGAACUUCAACUGCGCCGACGUCAAGUGCCUCCGCCAGGUCUCUGCCACUGAUAUUAAGGCUUUCAUUGAAGCACAGUCUCUCGUCUUCCCUCCCGUCAACGGUGACGGUACAUCCAUCAACGAUGUUCGCAGCAGCAUCUCCUCCAAGAAGUGGCCCAAGAUCCCCGUCAUCAUGGGUACCACCCUCAACGAGGCCCGCGUCUUCCUCGCCGUCGAGGGCAUGAAUGACGGAGCCGCAGCCUUGAGCUCGGCACUCUCCCAAAUUGGCGUCAGCUCCGCUAUCACGAAAAGCGCCAUCACGGCCUCCUACGCCGCAAAGGCCCUCAACGACCCCUACGUCGUCGCCGACAGGAUCAUAACGGACGCUAUCUUCACGUGCACAACGUCCACCCUAGCAAGCUACCUCGCCAUCAACGGAUACACCGCCUAUCGCUAUCGCUACGAUCCUGUCUUCGCCUCCACCAGCAUCUUCGCCAACCCUGGCUCCUACCACACGAGCGAGAUUCCCUCAGUCUUUGGCACGUACACCGCGUACAGCAAGUGGGGAUCCGCGACGUCGCAGCAGACGAAGCUCAGCUCCUACAUGCAGGGCGUCUGGGGUGGCUUCGCCAAGAACCCCGGCGGUGGUGUUGGAUGGCCCAAGAUUGGAAGUGCUCUUGGGUUCGAGCUUGGACUCUUGGGCUCGGGAUCAUCGAGUGGUGUGACGGUGUCAGCGACGCUUGCGGCGGAUUACCCCUGCGCUCUGUACGCGCCCCUUACGGAAGCCGCCGGCUUUUCUUAUUAGUAUUUGUUUUUUGUUUGGAGUUUGGAGUUCAAAAAGGCUGAAAGGGUGAAUAAAUGCAGUCUAUUUCCGGCGUCGCGUUGAUGGAAGGAGAAGAGGCUUCAACAAUGAGUCCAAAUUCGGAAUUAAAUACAUUCUUCCAUUGCCCUCCCUUAAUUCGUUCGGUUAAUUCACUUAUAUAGCAUCACAAUCAUCUUCAAACAUGGCAGUUUGGGUGGCAGGAGUAUUCAGCCCAACUGGACUCUCUCCCUCGACCAAUACAUAUCAGCAUCCCUCGAGUCGUACUCUCUUGACGGGUGAAUUGACUGAAUCUCUCUGGAUCGAUUGGUAUUUUAGUAGACUCGAUAUUUUGACUCACAAG
Molecule: messenger RNA, 2025 nt
Organism: Colletotrichum godetiae
Lineage: Eukaryota; Fungi; Ascomycota; Sordariomycetes; Glomerellales; Glomerellaceae
Product: carboxylesterase
Exons: 2
Coding region: 66-1667 (533 amino acids)
Molecular function (GO): cholinesterase activity
Source: RefSeq, a predicted model, not a curated record